Messenger RNA from Ochotona curzoniae (black-lipped pika), 2716 nucleotides. RefSeq names its product phosphodiesterase 6A (gene PDE6A). The record is from RefSeq and is a predicted model, not a curated record. Gene Ontology annotation, molecular function: 3',5'-cyclic-nucleotide phosphodiesterase activity; protein binding. Gene Ontology annotation, biological process: signal transduction. NCBI's taxonomy places the organism in Eukaryota, Metazoa, Chordata, Mammalia, Lagomorpha, Ochotonidae. The transcript is spliced from 22 exons. The coding region runs from base 129 to 2711 and encodes 860 amino acids.
GUAUAACUUGCAGCUAGACCCAGAGAGGCUGAAUCGAAAGAGAACGUUCGCAGGGCUGCUGCACACCUGGAUUGCAAAGGCAUCUGCCUCAGCUCCUCCAAGGAAAAGAACUCCUAGGAUCUCCAGCCAUGGCAGAGGUGACAGCGGAGGAGGUAGAGAAGUUCCUGGACUCUAACAUUGGCUUUGCCAAACAAUACUGUGACCUUCACUUCCGGGCCCAGGUGCUCUCAGACCUCCUGGGGGCCAAGGAGCCUGCCGUGGACCUGAGCAACUACCACACCCUGAGCAGUGUGGAGGAAAGUGAGAUCAUUUUUGACUUGCUGCGGGACUUCCAGGAGAACUUGCAGGCUGAGAAAUGCACCUUCAACGUGAUGAAGAAGCUGUGCUUCCUCCUGCAGGCAGACCGCAUGAGCCUGUUCAUGUACAGGACCCGUAACGGCGUUGCUGAGCUAGCAACCCGGCUCUUCAACGUACACAAAGAUGCUGUCCUGGAAGAUUGCCUGGUGGUGCCCGACUCUGAGAUUGUCUUCCCUCUGGAUAUGGGUGUCGUGGGCCACGUCGCGCACUCUAAGAAGUUGGUCAACGUCCCCAACACAGAAGAGGAUGAACAUUUCUGUGACUUUGUGGAUAACCUCACGGAGUACCAGACCAAGAACAUCCUGGCCUCCCCUAUAAUGAAUGGGAAGGAUGUUGUGGCUGUCAUCAUGGCCGUGAAUAAAGUGGAUGGAACGCACUUCACCAGGAAAGACGAAGAGAUUCUUCUCAAAUACCUCAACUUUGCAAAUCUAAUUAUGAAGGUGUUUCACCUGAGUUACCUGCACAACUGCGAGACUCGACGUGGCCAGAUACUGCUGUGGUCUGGGAGCAAGGUCUUUGAAGAACUUACAGAUAUCGAGAGACAGUUCCACAAAGCCCUGUACACAGUGCGUGCCUUCCUCAACUGUGACAGAUACUCCGUGGGGCUAUUGGACAUGACCAAACAGAAGGAGUUUUUUGAUGUGUGGCCAGUUCUGAUGGGCGAGGUUCCACCUUACUCUGGUCCCAGGACUCCGGAUGGAAGGGAGAUCAAUUUCUACAAGGUCAUUGACUAUAUCUUGCAUGGCAAAGAAGACAUCAAAGUGAUCCCGAAUCCACCUCCUGACCACUGGGCUUUAGUAAGCGGUCUCCCCACCUACGUGGCUCAAAAUGGCCUGAUCUGUAACAUCAUGAAUGCACCAGCGGAGGACUUCUUUGCAUUUCAGAAGGAGCCCCUGGAUGAGUCUGGAUGGAUGAUUAAAAACGUCCUCUCCAUGCCCAUUGUAAACAAGAAGGAAGAAAUUGUCGGGGUGGCCACGUUUUACAACCGGAAAGAUGGAAAGCCCUUUGAUGAGAUGGACGAGACCCUCAUGGAGUCCUUGACUCAAUUCCUGGGCUGGUCUGUCUUAAACCCUGACACCUAUGAAUCCAUGAACAAGCUUGAAAAUCGGAAGGACAUUUUCCAGGACAUCGUCAAAUAUCAUGUGAAGUGUGACAAUGAGGAAAUUCAGAAAAUCCUGAAAACUAGAGAAGUUUAUGGGAAAGAGCCAUGGGAAUGCGAGGAAGAGGAGCUGGCUGAGAUCCUGCAAGGGGAACUGCCAGAUGCAGAGAAAUACGAAAUUAAUAAAUUCCACUUCAGUGACUUGCCCUUAACGGAACUGGAGCUGGUAAAAUGUGGCAUACAAAUGUACUACGAGCUCAAAGUGGUAGAAAAAUUCCACAUUCCACAAGAGGCCCUGGUGCGCUUCAUGUAUUCCCUGAGCAAGGGCUAUCGCAGGAUCACCUACCACAACUGGCGGCAUGGCUUCAACGUGGGCCAGACCAUGUUCUCCUUGCUGGUGACAGGGAAGCUGAAACGAUACUUCACGGACCUGGAGGCCUUGGCCAUGGUCACCGCUGCCUUCUGCCAUGACAUUGACCACAGAGGCACCAACAACCUCUACCAGAUGAAAUCCCAGAACCCACUGGCCAAGCUCCAUGGGUCCUCCAUCUUGGAAAGACACCAUCUGGAGUUUGGAAAAACACUGCUGCGAGAUGAGAGCCUGAAUAUCUUUCAAAACCUCAACCGCCGGCAGCACGAGCACGCCAUCCACAUGAUGGACAUCGCCAUCAUUGCCACAGACCUAGCCCUAUACUUCAAGAAGAGGACAAUGUUCCAGAAGAUUGUGGAUCAGUCCAAGACAUAUGAGAAUGCCCAGGAGUGGACACAGUACAUGAUGCUGGAGCAGACCCGGAAGGAAAUUGUGAUGGCCAUGAUGAUGACCGCCUGUGAUCUCUCAGCCAUCACCAAGCCCUGGGAGGUGCAGAGCAAGGUGGCCCUACUGGUUGCUGCAGAAUUCUGGGAACAAGGUGACCUGGAGCGCACAGUGCUGCAACAGAAUCCCAUUCCCAUGAUGGACAGAAACAAGGCGGACGAACUGCCCAAGCUGCAGGUCGGCUUCAUUGACUUCGUGUGCACCUUUGUCUACAAGGAAUUCUCCCGUUUCCACGAGGAGAUCACCCCCAUGCUGGAUGGCAUCACCAACAACCGCAAAGAGUGGAAGGCGCUGGCUGAUGAGUAUGAAGCCAAGGUGAAAGCACUGGAGGAGGAGAAGCAGAAACAGCAGACAGCCAAGCCAGCGGCCUCGGGGAGUCAGCCUGGGGGGACCCCCAGUGCAGGGGGCGCAGCUGCAUCCAAGUCCUGCUGCAUCCAGUAGGCGAC